Molecule: messenger RNA, 2257 nt
Organism: Nelumbo nucifera (sacred lotus)
Lineage: Eukaryota; Viridiplantae; Streptophyta; Magnoliopsida; Proteales; Nelumbonaceae
Product: putative methyltransferase PMT23
Cellular component (GO): endosome; cytoplasm; trans-Golgi network
Molecular function (GO): methyltransferase activity
Source: RefSeq, a predicted model, not a curated record
UCGAGGUCCAGAAUUUUCACCAUCUUUUUACCGCCAUUCUUUCUGCUACAAUGCUUGCUCAUGAGGACCCUCUCGAGUUACAGACCCACUCAACUCUUUUCUCUUUGUCUCUCUCUCUCUCCCUCACACCCACACCCCCCAAAAGCUUCAAAUUACCCGAUUUUUUAGUCUCUAACCCGCAAAGGAAUGGCACAAUAUAUACAAGAACUAUUGAGGGCGAGAAAAUAUCCAUUUCUCUGUGCUUUGUUUGUCUUGCUUGUCUGCGUCUGGGUUCUUCUCUACACAAACGAUCGAUACCCUUCUCUAUCUGCUACCAAUUUCGAGAAUUCUCAAGCAAUCUCUUUGUCUCCUACUCAUGCAUCAGGCUCUCCUCCUCCUCCUCCUCCACCACCACCACCUUCACCUCCACCUCCUCCAAUCUCAAAGACUGUCAAGAAAGCUAAACCCAAGCAAGCUGACGUCCCUUCCUUGGAUGGGAUCUCUAGUGGCAGCAAUGGACUGAACUCGAUUAGCUGGGAGUCCUGUAAAGUUCCAGUUUCUGUUGAUUACAUACCGUGCCUUGACAACAUGAAAGCCAUAAAGGCGUUGAAGUCAAGAAGCCAUAUGGAACACAGAGAGCGGCAUUGCCCCAAACCUAGCUUGCUGUGUUUGGUUCCUCUUCCGCAGGGGUAUAAAACCCCGGUCCUGUGGCCUAGGAGCAGGGAUAUGAUUUGGUUUAACAAUGUCCCUCAUCCUAAACUCGCUGAGUACAAGAAAUCCCAAAACUGGGUUCGGGUAUCUGGUGAUUACUUUGUUUUUCCUGGAGGUGGUACUCAGUUUAGAGGAGGAGUGGCGAGCUAUGUCAAGUUUAUAGAAAAGACUCUACCAGUUAUUGGAUGGGGGAAGCACACAAGGGUUGUCCUAGAUGUUGGCUGUGGUGUGGCUAGCUUUGGUGGCUACUUGCUAGAAAAAAAUGCCAUUACCAUGUCAUUUGCCCCAAAGGAUGGACAUGAAGCUCAGAUACAGUUUUCUCUAGAACGGGGAAUUCCGGCAAUUCUUGCUGUCAUUGGGACACAGAGAUUGAAUUUUCCUGAUAAUGUAUAUGAUUUGAUUCACUGUUCACGAUGUAGGGUUCACUGGUAUGAAGAUGGUGGAAAGCCAUUAUUGGAGCUCAACCGGAUUCUUAGGCCAGGAGGGUUUUUUAUAUGGUCUGCAACACCAGUUUAUCGUGAUGAUGAAAAGCAUCGGAAUGUUUGGAAUGCCAUGGUAGCAUUGACAGAAUCUAUCUGCUGGAAGAUGGUGGAAAAAGCUGUGGAUUCAGCUGGUAUUGGGCUUGUAAUAUAUCAGAAACCUGUCUCAAAUUCUUGCUAUGAAGAACACAAAGAAAGAAUCAUUCCUUUGUGUCAUCAAAAGGAUAGAAACAAAAUUUCAUGGUAUACACCCCUUGACAGUUGUCUUCUCCCACUGUCAGCAGCUGGAUCACUCAGUGACCACAACUGGCCCACACACUGGCCUGUAAGGCUCAGCAGUAAACCUCCAAGUCUAUCAAUGGAACCGAGUGCUGAAAAAUUAUUCUAUGAGGACAGUAAAUACUGGUCUGCGCUUGUAUCAGAUGUUUACUUGAAUGGCUUGGGCAUUGACUGGUUGAGAAUUAGGAAUGUGAUUGAUAUGAAUGCUGGUUAUGGAGGAUUUGCUGCAGCACUUAUUGGUCAACCCCUUUGGGUAAUGAAUGUUGUCCCUGUUGAUGGACCAGAUACUCUACCUGUAAUUUUUGACAGAGGGUUGAUUGGAGUUUAUCAUGAUUGGUGUGAGGCUUUCAGCACGUACCCUCGGACUUAUGAUAUUCUACACUCAAGUAACCUAUUUGGAAAUCUUACACAAAGUCACUGCAUUGGGAGACCAGUCUACACGAAGGGCUGCUUCUUGUUGGUAGAAAGGGUUUCUGGCGUCCCACUGAUGCAGGAUCCAGUAGAUGACCAGAGGUGCCAGUCUUUCCCUCCAUAUAAUUUUUCUAGUUGCUUUAGUAGUUUCCAUAGUGUGGCUGAGGCAUUUAGCGCAACUUGUCUGUGUGGAUAUGGGGCUACAGGAUCUGUACUACACUUACAUGUUUCAUUUCUGUAGGAUCAUAAUUAUGAAAACUAUGUGCUUUUAGUUUAUUCAUAAGCACUUAUAAUUUAACAAUGGAAUCCCAUAUAGUUGGGAUACUUGGAUGAUGAUAAUAAUGUAGUUUUAGCGUAUUCAUUGGAAAGUAAGAAAUAUCUAUAGAAGCUGACUGAGA